This is a messenger RNA of Drosophila bipectinata, 790 nucleotides long. It is a transcript of the gene Cp19, whose product is annotated as Chorion protein 19. Gene Ontology annotation, biological process: multicellular organism development. The record is from RefSeq and is a predicted model, not a curated record. Gene Ontology annotation, cellular component: egg chorion. Lineage: Eukaryota; Metazoa; Arthropoda; Insecta; Diptera; Drosophilidae.
GCCACAAUAAACUCGCUUAUAAAAAGAAGUGUGCUUGCCAUUUAAUUUGUUAAUUGUGCCAACUGUGCCAAGCAACGAGCGCCCCCCAAAAAAUAUUAUAACCAUGAACAAGUUCGCUACCCUGGCGAUUCUGCUGUGUGCCUGCCUGGUCGGCACCUGCCACGGAAACUACGGAGGCUACGGCGGACACGGACACGGAGGUCAUGGUGGAUACGGCCAGGAGAGCUCCAACGGAGCUGCCUCCGCCGCCAGCUCUUCGGCUGCUGCCAGUGGAAACGAGGGACGUCGCGGCUAUGAGCGCCCCGUGGAGAUCAUUGCCGGCGGACCCCGUGGUGGUUAUGGACAGAGCCACGAGAUCCUGAGGCCCAUCCACCUGGGCGGCGGCUAUGGCGGCGGUUAUGGCGGUGAGCGUCGUGGUCCCAUCCAGUCCGGCGGAUAUGGAGGCCAUGGACACAACAACAACUACCACCGUGGAGGCUAUGGCCCCCGUUGGACUGUCCAGCCUGCCGGCGCCACUCUGCUGUACCCCGGCCAGAACAACUACCGUGCCUACGUCUCUCCCCCAGAGUACAGCAAGGUGAUCCUGCCCAUCCGUCCCGCCGCCCCUGUGGCCAAGCUUUUCGUGCCCGAGAACGAGUACGGACAGCAGGGUGGUUACCGUCAGGAGGGUGGUUACCGUCAGGAGGGUCCCCGCGGUUACUAGGCGGAUACUUAAUCCCAGCCGACAACCGGGCGGAUACUUGAUCUCAUCCAUGGUCGUGUAAAUAAUAAAUCAAGAAAAAAAAAUCUA